AUGUCUGAAAUUGGCCCUGAUGUCUCGGAUGGGACUAAAGAAACCGCCCUGGAAACACAGACUAUCCAUGUUGCCAUGGCAGAAGGAGAGGAGGAGAUAGCUCGAGAUGCGAGCAUCAGAAGCAAGAGCCACGACGCAAACAAUGCUGUCAUCAGAAGCAGAAGUGGCGAGACAAGGGCAGCACCCGAUGAACACGAGUCCGAGAAGGAUCAUUUAGCACCUGCUCGGCGAAAAAAUGCCAGACGGAAGACAAUGGAACCACCCAAAUCAAGGAAGUCUCCAAUGGAGGGAAAGAAAUCACCUGAAGAGCAGGAGGAAGCGAAAUCAAGACAUUCAAGCCGGCGCAGCAAGACGGAUGCAGACUUGUCAAGGACUAUCCAUGUUGCCAUGGCGGAAGGAGAGGAGGAGAUAGCUCGAGAUGCGAGCAUCAGAAGCAAGAGCCACGACGCAAACAAUGCUGUCAUCAGAAGCAGAAGUGGCGAGACAAGGGCAGCACCCGAUGAACACGAGUCCGAGAAGGAUCAUUUAGCACCUGCUCGGCGAAAAAAUGCCAGACGGAAGACAAUGGAACCACCCAAAUCAAGGAAGUCUCCAAUGGAGGGAAAGAAAUCACCUGAAGAGCAGGAGGAAGCGAAAUCAAGACAUUCAAGCCGGCGCAGCAAGACGGAUGCAGACUUGUCAAGGACUAUCCAUGUUGCCAUGGCGGAAGGAGAGGAGGAGAUAGCUCGAGAUGCGAGCAUCAGAAGCAAGAGCCACGACGCAAACAAUGCUGUCAUCAGAAGCAGAAGUGGCGAGACAAGGACUCUCCAUGUUGCCAUGGCGGAAGGAGAGGAGGAGAUAGCUCGAGAUGCGAGCAUCAGAAGCAAGAGCCACGACGCAAACAAUGCUGUCAUCAGAAGCAGAAGUGGCGAGACAAGGAUGGCAAAGGACGGCAUGGAUCCGGAGGAGGAUCAUGUGCCCCCUCUCCGCAAGAACAUAGUCAGACGGAAGACGACAGAGGCUUCUGCUUCGCGAACAAGGUUAUCUCCCAUGGAAGGAAGGGCUUCAGCUUCUCCUUUCUCUGAUGAGGACUUUGGGCAUGCUUGUGCACAAAAGAAGCAAAAGACGUGGCCGAUCCUUUGUUCUGGCUCAAGCGGGAUCGCAGAGUUUUCGAUUGCCACCAGUCCACCAGCUCCCAUGGCGGAAGUGCCGGCUGACGAGGUGCCAGCGGCAGAGAAGGAAGAGCUCUUCUGCACCUAUGCGGCCAUGAUUUUGAAGGAUAGCGAGCUCGAGAUCUCCGAAGAGCACAUCAACAAAUUGAUCAAAGCUGCUGGAGGCUCUACCAGCAGCUUCUUCCCAGCCCUUUUUGCAAAGCUUUGUGCUGGCAAGGACUUGGAGAGCAUGCUGAAGUUUGGUGGUGGCGGCGGCGGCGGUGGUGGUGGUGCCGUUGCUGGUGGAGGAGGUGGCGGCGCAGCACCCGCGGCUGAAAAGAAGGAGGAGAAGAAGGUGGUCGAGGAAGAAGAGGCGAAGAAAAGUCGCAAGCACAGGAAAGAAAAAGAACAUAAAGAGGAAAAGGCUGACACACCCACGCCGGAACCACCAAAACGAGAUCUGGAGCUUAUCAGGAAGGCUUUUAGCUCAGCCCGCAGAGCAAUAAUGAUGAGGACGGCCAUGAAGACCCCCCCGACGCACCGUGACGCCAUCCGCUUGGGCGUCCAAGCCCUGGGACGGGCCGCUGGCAUGGUGAUACGGACACGCCGCACCAAGGCCAUUCACAUCAUGAGGAUCUUUGUGGCUGCAAAACGCCGGCACGACUUUGUCAAGGAGCAGCAGCAGUACAACCCUGAGAUUGAGAUGGAUGAGAUCAUGGAGGAACAUGUGACGAACAUCUUCUGGCAAUGUGUGCAGUUGAAGAUCGACAACUAUGACAAGAUGGUCCCAGAGUUGCUGAAAGCCUUUGCGGAGCCUGGCACCGGAAUCGCAGAGUCGAUGCUGGAUUUUCGUCGUGUGCUGGAAGAUCAGCUCAGGCACCUGGAAGCGGAGAUUGACUAUGCAGUUGAGAGUGGAGACUACGAAGCAACAAAUACCUCCAGUGCUAAGAAGAAAGAACUUCGUAAGGUUGUGGAGAGCGCCGUGGAACAAGCCUCUCACAUUCGGUCUUUAGUGAUUUACGCACGGACCCUUUCCAGAAUGAGUCGAAAGCAAAAUCUCGCGCAUGAAGAUGACGUGCAGUCCCUUUUGGCAAAGAUCCAAGGCCUGGAUGUUUCCAAAAAACUCAUGAGAAAGUUGACCGACAGUGAGGAUUUUCCGAAUUCUCCGAUUCAGCGGCCUCGUCGUCGUCGACGCCGGGCUGGAGCGACUGGAGCGACUGGAACGUCUGAAGCGUCUGGAGCGGAUGAGACAGGGGAAAACAAGAUAGGCAACGACAAAGAUCCUGACCCUGAAAUCGGCAGCGAAAGCAGUGAGAGCAGUGAGAGCAGCGAGAGCAGUGAGUCCCAAAGUGAUUCAGGGAUCGAAGAAACUCAACACAUAGAAGUCAUAGAAGAGAUAGACGAGGAGAAUCACAGCCAUGACAGCCAUGACAAUUUUGAUGACCCUGACGACCCUCAGAAACCGAUGGUCGCUGUGACCUUCGAGGAGACAGAGCUUGAGCCGCGUGAUGAUGUCGUGGCUGAGGAUUUUGCAUCCGCAGAUCUCUUAAAUCUUCCACCACUUCCACCACCUGAAGAGUUGGAGAGCUCCAACAAUCCUUCAAACCUGGAGGAUGCAGAAACAGGAUUUUCAACCUCGGGCUUCCUUGGUCUAUCAGAGGGCAGCCGGACCUUCAGUGGAAAGCUAAGCCUGGGACCAAACUGGUCCCGUCUCCAGUCCUUCAUCAGCGAGGCUGAGAACGAGCCAUUGGAUCUUGAGGCUAUGGCAUCAGAGCCCUCUUCUGUCUUCAAACGCUUUGACUACACUGAAGAUUGGGAAGAGCAGAUCCAAAAGUAUAUAGAACUGGUGCAAAGCUGGGAGGUUGAGGAAGUUACCGUCCAGGACAAUCGAGGUCUGGUGCUAACAUUCCCUGGUGAUGUUGGGAACGUCAGUCCAUCAGACUUUCCGCUCAUCGUUCGAUACGAGGAUCCUGCAAAGGCGAUGGCUGCAAGUGGAGGUAGAAGUAAGGGAUUGCCGAGGGAGCCAGAGGGUUCAAGACGUCGUGCCAGCGCGGCUUUCACUUGGGCUGCGUGGGAGGAAGAUGAACCUGCAGUUCCGGAGCGAAGGACGCAAACUCCCAAGAUGAAGUCGCCUGAAUCGAGUCAUUCUGAGAACUGGGAUCAACUGGCAGCUUUAAUGGAUCAUGCCGACGUACCUUUGGCAUCGGCCGAAGGUAGCCCUGAGCCACCUGGAAGCAGUCCUCUUGCUGCAAGCACCCCUCAAUCUCCUGGCAGUGAAGAAAGGAGCCUGUCAAACACCCUCGGGAGUAUGCAUUGGCUGGAGGACUCGGUUUUGCCUCGAAAAGUGAAAUUGAAUCUUCGGAAACUGCGCUAUGAUCCUGGUGCUCAGGUUAAAACCUUGCCGCCUGCUUCCGUUGAAAUGAGGUCUACGAUGUUUCCGGCCUCGCCAAAGAUUGCUAAGGCCGAUGGAGAGGAGUCUGUGCUUGGAGCUCUACGACGUGUUCGGAAGAAGAGAUUCAACUUCCCGGAUGCUGAUGAGGUGAAGAGCAUGAGAGGGUGGCACGAGUCGGAGGAGAGAGUUAAGAGCUCAUGGCGAGAGCAUUCGCUUUCCGCUCCAGUGCCAUUCCUGGACCUGGUGCCAGUGAUUGGUGGAGAGGCCUGCGGAGGGCGAAAUCGUGCUGCAAAUAUGCCGUUUGGACACAUCACCAAGCCUCGCUUUCACUACACCGAGUUUGAAGAAAGUCGUCACCAGAUUCAGGACCCUCAGGCGAGUUGCACUCUGUCCCCUAUACAUGGUGCAGUUGCCACGGACACUGCUCCACCAAACUGA
This is a messenger RNA of Cladocopium goreaui, 3960 nucleotides long. NCBI's taxonomy places the organism in Eukaryota, Dinophyceae, Suessiales, Symbiodiniaceae. The record is from the annotation of a GenBank genome assembly.